CAUUGGGAGCAAAUGCUGGGACACUUCCAGCUAUAAUUUCCUGGAACACUUAUAACUACUUUUCUCAUUACAGAUUUUCCCAGUUUUUGGAAAAGAUUCAGUCAAACCUUUCCUCAGAGUUCAGCUGUGUCCAUCCAUCCUCCAGGCAUGCCAGAGGACGUUGUUCCAGGGUCCCAGCAGGGGGAACCAGUUAGUGCAGCCCCCUGCCCCAGCACCACCCCCGGGGAGGCUGUAGAUUUAGAGUGUCCCAUUUGCUACCAGGAGUACAACCAGUAUAACAAAAGCCCCCGGAUGUUGGAGUGCCUCCAUGUCUUCUGCACAGAGUGCCUGCAGAGGAUCCAGCUCAACCCCUGUGACCCCGCUGACCCCCGCGGCGGCCCACAAGCCAUUCCCUGUCCCCUCUGCCGCCAUUUAACCCCUUUGCGCACUGGGAACGCCCUCGCUUUACCCUGCAACUCCCAAAUCAUGUGCAGGCUGCCCCGCGUGACGGCCUUCCGGAUGCCGGCGACAGUUUCCACACGCGUGGCGACCGUCACCCAGAGAGUGGUGCUCUCUCUGGAGGGCGCCAGCAGCGAAGGCGGCAGGGACAGCCGCUUCAUCGUCCUGCCCACCGUCAGCCUGCAGGUGCAGCAGAUGCACCCGGACAGGCCGUACGGCGCGGCCGCGGACCUGGUGGGCGAGGAGGGGGUCAUACAGCAGAGCCGGAGGACCCUGCUGUGCGUGCAGCUGCUGGCCGUCAUAUUCUGGGUGCUCUUUGUGAUCACCUGCGUGGUCGGCGUGGUGUUUGGACCGCACUUGUUCAACAGGAAAUUCUAAUUGGUGGGUGGGUGGGGUCACUUUGGCAACAGAUGCUCCUGACAUAAAGACAAUAUGUGAGUGAUUUCUGUUUAGACUGAUGACGAUUUACUUAAAUACCUCAUUGUGGAUGGUUGGUGCUAUCGCUCCUUUUUUUUUUCUUCUUACAUGGAUGAAGAGCUCCCUCUAGUGUCACAUGACUGUGAUAAGCUCUACACAUCUGUCCUUUGGCAUAGUUGGCCGCUUUAUUAGAUGCACUUCGCAAGAAUUAUUCCUCGGAGAGUUUUGGUCUAAAUUGACUUUAUAUCAUGACAGCUGCUGCAGAUGCGUCUGAUGUUCAUCCCAAAAGUGCUUUACUGAUGAGAACACAGUAGCCAUCAGAAGAUGGGUACACUGUGUCCAUCCAGAGAUGACUAGGGCAAUUAAAAGAAGUUCAUAAGAGGCUUUUUGAGGUUCUGUUGUCCUUCUAUCAUCUGGAACUACUCUGCUCUUUCUCUUCUGACAUCAAGGCCUUUUUGUCCAUACAACCGCCUCUCAGUGGAUAUUUUUCUUCUUUCAAACUAUUCUCUGUUGUGCAUCAAAACCCUAAUAGCAAGCACCAAAAAAAUUACGUUCAGUCACUUUAAACCUCUUUGUUCCACGUUCUGAACUUCAGCAAAUCUUCUACACUAGGUCUAGAUGCCUUUAUGAUUAACUGAUUUGCAGUCUUAGUGAAGAAUCAAUUAGAGAUGUGUACCUAAUGAAGUGGCCAGUAAGUGAAACUUCCUAUUUAGCAACAUGUGAUGCUUGACAAUAUUAUAACACAGGAUAUAUUUGUACCAGAACUGCUCUGCCAAGGAUUCCUGCCUCACCUACACAAAAUGUUGCAAAGUUUCCUAAAGGAAUAUGUUUUUUAACAAAAGAUGUUCAUUUAUGCUAUUAUUGUAAUUGUCAUAAUCAUCAUCAUUAUUAUGAUUAUUAUUAGUACUACUACAAUGUUUAUCUGGUCUGGGACCCAUUUAAAAGUGUCUGAGGUGAACAAUAUGAAUAUGAACAGCAGUUUCUGACAAGCAGUACUGAUUCUGUAAUGUAAUUGUUGGAUAAUCCUCCUGUGUUUACUUUUCCUUUUUCUGUAUAGUGCGUGUGUAUUUUGUGCUUUGAGUGUUUUUCAUUUGUUUAAGAGAAACACAUUUAAUUAAUUAUAAUUAUUUCUCAAAUUAAACUGGUUAAACAGCACUGAUGAAAUUAAAAAGCUUAAUUUGAAAGUAUUUUAACUCAUAUUAACUAUAAGCUGCUCCUGAAUCUUUACUUGUUCCUCUUUCUGUGCGAGCCGUUAGUUUGCAGCACAGCUAGCGGUUAUAGGAAGUUAGUAAAUUCAACACAAGGCAGAUGAUUGAUUGAAAAUACACUUUUAUCUGGUGCUAUAAGGAGGAUAUUGCAUUAAUAUUGCGUAUUGCCUUAAACAGUAAUUUUGUAAGCGAUUAUCAAGAUUUUGUUGCUAAUUUAUGUGAAUGAGCUAAAAGAUUUUUUUAGUGAGUUUAAGUUUUGUAAAAACACCAUCAUCUCAUGUCUGUAACAGAACUAUCAGUAGCCAUACACCUGGGUAUAACCAAAGUAUC
This is a messenger RNA of Xiphophorus couchianus (Monterrey platyfish), 2393 nucleotides long. RefSeq names its product RING finger protein 223. Bases 148 to 816 code for a protein of 222 amino acids. NCBI's taxonomy places the organism in Eukaryota, Metazoa, Chordata, Actinopteri, Cyprinodontiformes, Poeciliidae. Gene Ontology annotation, molecular function: ubiquitin protein ligase activity. The transcript has a single exon. Gene Ontology annotation, biological process: protein ubiquitination. The record is from RefSeq and is a predicted model, not a curated record.